Messenger RNA from Heterostelium album PN500, 1884 nucleotides. RefSeq lists its product as uncharacterized. NCBI's taxonomy places the organism in Eukaryota, Evosea, Eumycetozoa, Acytosteliales, Acytosteliaceae. Gene Ontology annotation, biological process: regulation of DNA-templated transcription. The record is from RefSeq and is a predicted model, not a curated record. The coding region runs from base 1 to 1884 and encodes 627 amino acids. The transcript is spliced from 2 exons. Gene Ontology annotation, molecular function: DNA binding.
AUGUAUCCGCAUCGACUCCACAACACCAACUAUCUCUCCUAUUUAAUUAGAAAAUACAAUGGCGAACAUGUAACAAUUCUACAUGUAGAGAUUCCGGAACGUGCAGAAAUGGAUUCAAUUUCAUCAUUUGAGAAUGGAGAAUUUCAUUUUGUAAGAAGAAAAACAGAUAAUAAUAAAAACAAUAAAAUAAGAAAAAAUAUUCAAGGAAACUCUUGGAAGCAGAAUGGAUCAGAAACUAAAAUCAAAGCACCCGGUACCGAAAAGGUUAUCGGUAUCAAGCGAACCCUCACUCUCCAAGACAAAAAGCGAGAUUUCAAAUUGUGGGAAUUCACACUGGCCGACUCCAACGGAGAAGAGAUCAAGAGUCUGAUGUUGCGCCAAUUCCUGAGGGAUACCAAAGAGAACGACCAAAAGAAAACCUACCCAGAUCCCGACAACAAUAUGAUAUAUUCAACACCCGAAGACUAUCAUAACAACAAUAACAAUAAGAAGGUCGCUGGCAAUGCUUUUGGGAAUACUCAGCAACUCACAUCAAGUGGCCGAGCCGAAAGUGCCUCACUACCAAACAUAAUGCAUCUCAACACCCACAAUUUCUCAAAUACACACACGAUGAGUAAUCCUUCUCAUCAUCAUCAGCUUUUCUAUCACCAGAUUUCGUCUUCUGCGCCAUCGUCAUCUUCAUCCUCUCCGGUACCACCACCUCAUCAUGGUCAUCAUCAACAUCACUCUCUGCCACACAUAGAUUAUGCCAACUAUAGUAACAAUAGCAAUUUUCAUCCACUUGGAAACAUUCACUAUCAGAAUCGCAAUGAUUCUGGAUUACCCAAUCCACCUGUAAAUCCCAAUUCCGUCGUUCCUACAAACUAUACAUUUGGGAAUAACUCCAACUACUCUGCCAACAGAGCUCAACCCACUGGUUUUCAUAGUUUAAUCUCCGAACCAUUGAGUCAAUAUCCUCACAUUCAACAUCACUUCUCACCACCUCAACAUCCUCAAAGUGGUUAUGAAAACAAUCCAUCAUUCCAAGCACAAUCAGCUUACCAAAAUCAAAUUCAUAACAAAUCAAUGUAUCAUCCUCAAUUCAUGUUACAACAAUCUCGCGAAGAUCAACAACAACAACACCAACAGCAACAACAACAACAACAACAAUAUAGAAAUGUACAUAUUCAACAACAUCACAACAAUAGUAAUUCCUCACUCAACCAAUUCAAUUAUCCAUAUCAACAAGGUACAUUAUCACCCCCUGCAACAUCAUCUUCAUCGUCCGUAUCAUCGUCAUCUUCUUCUUCUUCUUCCAACUCUUCAAUUGGACAUCCAUCAAGUAUUCCAAUUGGAAAUCUAACCUCUUCAUCGAAUAGUGGCUAUGGAAUAUCCAAUAGCAACAACAACAACGAUUUAUCUCUACCGAGAAUCUUUAAUGGUGCAUCUGUUCCUCACAACACAGGUAACCAUCAACCAACUAUGUUCCCACCACUUCCAACCGGUUCGCAAUCAAAACACACUCCCAAGAAGCAUCGUUCUGAUUCCGAACAAUAUUCGAGCUCGUCAUCAUCAUCCUCUGCAUCAUCUUUUGACAAUAGCACAUCAUCUGCUCCGUCAAACUUUCAUCUCGCUCCGCCAUUCCAAUCUGGAUCGGCAUCAAUCAUUCAUAACAUGUUAGGUUCAUCCUCAAACACUCCAUCACCAUCUUCGCCAAUCAUCACCUACAAGAAGCCGCCUUCACCACCAUCACCACCAUUCAACAAACAAUCUAUGCACAAUCAUCACAGUCCCAUCACCACCACCACUACAACCACCACAACCACAACCACCGGUGCAUCUUCACCCGCUGGCAACAAACAAAUCAAAAGAAAAGAAAAUUUCGACAAGUUAGACUUUGCCUAA